AUGGUGAAAAUUCUAAUGAAGCACAGGAGGCACAUAUUCAUGAAUGUAGAUGUAAAAUCAGACGCUAUAUUGUCACUUUUUGUUUUCAUCUUUACAAUAGCAAGUGGGCUAAUUCCAUCUAUAUCUUCAAUCCUUACUGGUAAAGUGUUUGAUUUAUUGGCAAAUAUUUUGACAAUGGAAAAAGAUGAACUGUUAUCACAAUUAACUGUCAAGUCGAUGUCUCUAAUGGCACUGGGUGCUGCAACUAUCCCUGUUAUGUGGCUCUCGAUCUCUGCAUGGAUGUCGAUCGGUGAAACACAAAGUUUUAGAAUAAGAAGAACGAUAUUACUAUCGUAUCUAAAAAAGCCCAUGGAAUGGUUUGACGAAAAUGAUCAGUUGUUAGGUGAUUUUGUCCAAAUGCAUAGAUGUGUUGAAGAGGUAAGAUCCGGCUCAGCAGAGGCCUCCGCUAUCACCUUUCAAAAUUUUGUUGCAAUUAUUGCACUAGUAUGUACGUCAUUUUAUUAUUCUUGGUCCUUAACUUUGAUUAUUUUAUGCUCCUCCCCUCUUCUUAUCGUGUUAGCUGCUUUCUUUUCUAGAAUGAUAGAGAACUUUACUAAGUUGGAGAAUGAUGAAACUGGUAUCGCUGCCCAGUCACUUACGUGGUCCAUGAAUGCAGCCCAAUUAGUAAAAUUAUAUUGCACUCAGGAUUUUGAAAUUAAAAAAUUUAAGGAAAUUGUAAUUCGUUGUAACGAUUAUUUUAUCAAUGCCUGGUUUUAUGUGUCUGCAAACACCUCAAUUUUGAGGUUUUUAUCAUUGGCUAUGUUUGUGCAAGGCUUUUGGUUUGGUUCUACCAUGAUUAAGAAAAACAAGAUGUCUGUUGAUCAGGUUAUUACUUGCUUUAGUUCAUGUUUAAUGUUAGGCUCAAUAUUAAAUACAACUUUACCACAAAUUGUGUUAUUACAAAAGGCUCACGUAGGCUUAAAUAGAGUUCAAGAUUUUUUGGAGGAUAAGUCAGAAAUGGCUACCGACAGAGACAGGCAAACCUCAAUCAAUCUUGACAACGUACCUAUUUCCAUCAGCUUUGAUGCUAUCAGCUUUUGUUAUCCAAGUAGGCCCGAUGAUAUGGUUUUGAAAAAUAUAUCCAUGAAUUUUGACCCAAAUAAGACUACUUUUAUAGUUGGUAAAUCAGGCUCUGGAAAAUCAACAAUGUCGAACCUUCUACUGAAAUUUUAUAAUGGGUACAAUGGAUGUAUCAAAGUAAAUGGCGUGAAUGUCCAAUCUAUUGACCGACAUUGGAUUACUAAAAAUGUUACACUAGUUGAACAAAAAUGUACAUUGUUUAAUGACACACUCAGAAAUAAUCUUCUUAUUGGGCUUUCUCAUAUAUCUGCUGCUGAGGAUGUUGAUAGCCGCCUUCAGGAGGCUUGUAGAUUUGCGUUAUUAGAUAACGUCAUCGAAAAACUGCCCAGUGGGUUAGAUACAAAAGUUGGUAGUGGAGGAGUAUCGCUCAGCGGUGGCCAACAGCAAAGAGUUGCUUUAGCACGUGCCUAUUUGAGAGAUACACCUGUGGUCAUACUAGAUGAAGCGAUUUCUGCUUUAGAUGCAAGGAAUCGCCGCCAAUUAAUGGAAAACAUUAGAAUCUGGACGAGGUCCAAAACUGCAAUAAUACUUACACAUGAAUUGAAUCAGAUUUUGCCUAGCGACUUCUUAUACCUCAUGGAGAAUGGACAAAUAAAGGAGGAAGGGUAUCAAAAUGAACUCAUAGAAAAUGUGGAAAGUACUUUUUGUAAGUUCUUUCACUUACAAAAUAGCAACAGGGAAUCUGAAAGCCUUACUACUAUCUCAUCGACUACUGAGAGAAGUUCAUCAGAAAAAUUUAUUCAAACCCAAUGCAGGAAAGAUGCUACUGAAGUACAAGAAAAACUAUCCAAAGAUCUGGAGUCGUCAUCGUCAGGUAGCUAUACAGCCGAAGAAACGGUAGGCACUGUAAAAAGCAAUGAAACUCUUGGAUCUGACAUUGAAACCCAUCUAAAAUCAACAGGAAAUGAGGAUGCAGAGCCUAUAGAAAUCACCCCGUUAAAGACAAUCAUAUGCCGCAUGCUUAGAACGGUGAGAUAUAGAAAAACUCUAUUACUUGGUGUCAUUAGUGCAAUAAUAGCAGGUAUAGCGAAUCCAGUAUUUUCAUUUACAUUCAGUUAUUUAUUGGAUGGUAUUGUUCCUAAAGUGGAUGGAGUGGGUUCUUCGCAUUAUUUGCUAAAAUGGUCAGUCAUUGUCCUAUGUGUUGCCUUUACAGAUGGUAUCUCCACCUUUUUGAAAAGCUUUAGUUUGGGUUUUGUGAGUGAAAACUGGAUUAUGGAUUUGAGAAAUAAGGCCAUGGAGUCUAUAACCAAUAAAGAGCUGGAAUGGUUUUAUAAAGAUGAAAAUAAGUCAUCAGAACUAGCUGCUCUUGUUCUUAAUGAUUUAAGAGAUUUAAGGUCAUUGAUUUCAGAAUUUAUAUCUGCAAUGAGCACAUUUAUUGUUGUUUCACUAGCUGGUUUGAUUUGGGCCCUAACGACCGGCUGGAAAUUGAGUUUAGUAUGCAUAGCUAUGUUUCCUUUAAUUAUACUAUUCUCUGCCAUAUAUGGUAGUAUAUUGCAAAGGUAUGAAACCACUUAUAAGACAACAGUAGCUGAUUUGGAAAAUUGCGUAUAUGAAAUCAUGCUGGGCAUAAAAACUAUUAGAUGUCUACAACUAGAACAACAUUUCAUUCAGCGCUAUUCGGUGCUAGAGGCUAGAAUGAAACAUAUUGGCCGUAAAAGGGCAAUUGCAACAGGAUUUGGUAUCGCUAUCACCACCGCAUUGGUGAUGUGUAUUGAGGCAAUUCUAUUUUACUAUGGUCUGAAACUAGUAUUCAUUGGUGAAUAUACCACAAUGAAAAUGUUUAAAACAUUUACUCUUCUUUUAUUUACUAUUAUGACAUGUACAAGUUUGAUAAACCAAAUCCCGGACGUUACGAGGGGACAAAGAGCAGCUAGUAGAAUCUUCAGAAUACUUGAUGAAUCGGAUCGCUUCUUGGAGGACAGUGAUGAACACGGUAGAACGAGAGGCAUUCCAAAAAAUAAUUCGAUAAAAUCAAUUAUUACAAUAAACAACCUUCAGUUUCACUACCCUUCCGCUGAAAGCUCUAACGUAUUCAACCGCCUCAACUUGCAAAUAGCAGACAAUCAAACAGUAGCAGUUGUUGCUGAGUCUGGUUCCGGGAAAUCAACUUUGUUAUAUCUACUAACUAGGCUGUACAAAGUGGAUUUUAAUUCGAUAUUUAUUGAUGGGACAGAUAUAAAUGAAUGGCAACUAACCUCUUUGAGAAAUCUAAUUGCUAUAGUUGAACAAAAGCCUACUCUAUUUGAAGGAUCUAUCAGAAAAAAUCUCAUUUAUGGAAACAAGCUUGAGAUUAUGGACAUGGACAUUUAUGAUGUGCUUAAACAAGUUGGGAUAUUUGAUUUUGUGACUUCACUGCCUAAUGGGAUUGAUACAAAUGUUGAUACGAGUUUAUUAUCAGGGGGUCAAGCUCAGAGAAUAUGCAUAGCCAGAGCUCUUCUACGUAAAAGCAAGAUUUUAAUUCUUGACGAGUGCACAUCUGCAUUAGAUGCAGAGAGCGCAUUUGUCAUUCAGAAUUUAGUGAAAAGCGGAUUGCCUGGUGUCUUAACCAUUGCCAUCACACAUAGUGAGCCAAUGAUGAGAGCAUGUGGGAAUGUUAUCGUCCUACAAGAUGGAGAGACUGCUCAACAAGGUACUUUUGACGAACUAUAUAAGCCUGGUAACGAGCUACAUCGAAUCGUUAUAGCUCAUGCAUAA
This is a messenger RNA of Kazachstania africana CBS 2517, 3813 nucleotides long. RefSeq names its product ATP-binding cassette a-factor transporter STE6 (gene STE6). The record is from RefSeq and is a predicted model, not a curated record. The coding region runs from base 1 to 3813 and encodes 1270 amino acids. NCBI's taxonomy places the organism in Eukaryota, Fungi, Ascomycota, Saccharomycetes, Saccharomycetales, Saccharomycetaceae. Gene Ontology annotation, cellular component: membrane. Gene Ontology annotation, molecular function: ABC-type oligopeptide transporter activity; ATP hydrolysis activity; ATP binding. Gene Ontology annotation, biological process: transmembrane transport. The transcript has a single exon.